Molecule: messenger RNA, 1562 nt
Organism: Annulohypoxylon truncatum
Lineage: Eukaryota; Fungi; Ascomycota; Sordariomycetes; Xylariales; Hypoxylaceae
Product: NAD(P)-binding protein
Exons: 3
Coding region: 487-1266 (259 amino acids)
Molecular function (GO): oxidoreductase activity
Source: RefSeq, a predicted model, not a curated record
GGUCGACCUCUGUACGCGUUAUGAGAGAAUCGCGAGUCGAUAAAAUUGGUAGAUUGGUCGUGCUCUCCUGUCGGUUAGGAGAUAUCGGCGGUGACCAGUCGGAUUUCUACCAGCGAAGCAUUCAAAACAUUGUACACUGGGCAUCACCGAAUUCAAAGUCUACGUCUAUACGGUGUUAUGACGUAUUUCAUGGUCAAAGCAUCGCUCUUUAAAAUGGACCUCUCACCAUUUUUCACAGACCUGACCGCUCCCAGCCAUUUAGAGUUGGUGAAAGACAUCAUCACGACACAUGAAUUAUCGGACAUAGGAACCUUAUCGGCGUUUAGCGCGACAAGCCCGAAUCGGAGAAUAGCAGCCACGAUACCAUCUUGUCUCGGACGCGUUUUUAAGGGGGAUAAUGAGAUAAGAUAUAACGAGAUUCUAUCCAGACACGGCUAGGCAUCUGAAAGAUUGUCAGAGGCCAUUGAAGAGUCGAGACGACCGAAAAUGUCAGACUAUAGCUUACCGCUUUCCAACAAAGUUGCUCUGGUGACCGGAGCUUCGAGAGGGAUCGGGAAAGGCAUCGCCUUAGAGUUUGCUCGCCGCGGCGCAACGGUAAUACUCACUUACGUGUCCCAAAGCAGCGAGACUCUUGCUAGAGAAGUCUGCCAAGCUAUCGAGGCUCUUCCCCAUAAGCCUCGCGCUCACGCUGUACGAGUCGACCUCAGCACCGUCGACGGGGCUCAGCUACUCAUCGGCCGUCUCCUCGAGCGGAGCGAAGGCAGGCUCAAAUUGGACAUACUCGUAAACAACGCCGGGGUCGAGAAGGCGAAAUCCUUGGCGGAGCUGACGGUCGACGACUAUGAUGAGGUCUAUAACCUGAACAUACGCGGCACUAUCCUGCUAACUCAGGCGGUCUUGCCGUACCUAAGCAGCGAAGGGCGUAUAUUCAACAUAAGCUCGAUCGCCGCGAGGACUCCCUUCAAGAAUUUUAGCCUAUACUGCUCUUCGAAGACGGCGCUCGAGGGAUUGACCCGUGUCUGGGCUACCGAGCUGGGCGGUAACGGAACGACGGUCAACUGCAUCGAACCGGGUCCAGUACAGAGCGACAUGCUCGACAAUAUCCCGAAAGAUAUCGUGAAUCUUCAAAAGGCCCUCACCCCUAUCGGCAACAGGAUAGGGACGGUCGAAGAAGUAGCAAAUAUAGUGGCCGGUCUCGCUAGCAAGGACGGAGCUUGGAUUACCGGGCAAACCAUCAGCGUGAGCGGAGGGUACGCCAUGUAUUAAGAUGGGCUUCAACCUCGCCCAGAGAAUUUUUGCGAUCAACAUCACGCCUUGAAAACCAGACACGAGUUCAGGCCAGUAUUGAACCACAGGUUUAGUAUAUCGACCGUAAAUGUGUCAUAGAAUGAGCAGUCUUGGAUUGCAAAUGAAGAUAAUAUGAUAAAGCCAUACCUUUCGUACCUAUUGAUGUCUGUCUGCCUAUUCAAUUAUCAUAUAUUGGGAGGUAGUUGUUGUCCUUCAAAUAUACCUACUUAAGCACGCAAUAAACUAUAAAAUUUCGUAGUAGGUAUUCUAUUUUC